AUGGCCGUCCUAGUAUCGUACGCAACUGCCCACGGCUCAACCAGAGAAAUAGCAGAGGCCGUGGCCCGACAACUGUCGCAACAGCUCGCACCCAUUCCGGUGGACUGCAUCCCGGCGGCCGCUACGCCCCUUCUCUCCAGCCCCGAAGGCAACAAGUACAAGGCGGUUGUGAUCGGCAGCGCGAUCCACGUCGGCCGGUGGAUUGCACCGGGACGGCGCUUCCUCAAGCAAAACGAACCCUACCUCUCGUCUGGAAAUCCAGAUGUGCCACGCGUGUGGGCUUUCAGCGUCGGCAUGCCGCCGACCGACGACGACCUCGCCAAGGAGGAGGUGUCCAUGGACAAGUGGCUGCGCGAGCGCCUACGUCUCCAGGGGCAUCGCCUGUUCCGCGGCGCAUUCGACAAGGCGGAUCUGCCGUGGAUUAUACGCCUCAUCUUCGCGUGCUGCGUCCCCGAAGACAAGACGCGGUUUGGCGACUCGCGCGACUGGCCUGCCAUUAGAGCCUGGGCAGACGGCGUUGGGACAAGAAUAAAGGAGGAGGCUGUGCCCAGUUGA
Molecule: messenger RNA, 555 nt
Organism: Metarhizium brunneum ARSEF 3297
Lineage: Eukaryota; Fungi; Ascomycota; Sordariomycetes; Hypocreales; Clavicipitaceae
Source: RefSeq, a predicted model, not a curated record